AAAAUCAACAUCCUCAUCCUCUCUCUCUCUAAACUUCAUUUUUCUUCUUCCUCCUCGAAAAUCACAGCUUCCCAGCAAAGUAAACACUCGAGAAAAUGAAGCUCCUAUCUGACAAAGUCACAAACAAUUCACACGGACAAGAUUCGUCCUACUUCUUGGGAUGGCAAGAGUACGAGAAGAACCCCUACGACGAUAUCAAAAACCCCAAAGGUAUCAUCCAAAUGGGUCUCGCCGAGAAUCAGCUCUCCUUCGACCUCCUCGAGUCUUGGAUGGCUCUCAACCCCGAAGCCGCCGCGUUCAAGAACCCCGAGGGCGAGUCCGUCUUCAGACAGCUCGCCCUCUUUCAAGACUACCACGGCCUUCCCGAAUUCAAGAACGCCAUGGCUCAGUUCAUGUCCGAAAUCCGAGGAAACAAAGUGGACUUCGAUGCCGACAACCUCGUCCUCACCGCAGGCUCUACCUCCGCCAACGAGACUCUCAUCUUCUGUCUCGCCAACCCCGGCGACGCCUUCCUCCUCCCCACUCCGUACUAUCCCGGAUUCGACAGGGAUCUCAAGUGGAGGACCGGAGCCGAGAUAGAGAGGCACGAGAUGUUGGUGGCCGGACUCCGGGAAGCCGGGAUCGAGUGCCUAGAGAGCAACGCGGGAUUGUUCUGCUGGGUGGACAUGAGACACCUCCUAAGCUCAAACACCUUCGAGGCGGAGAUGGAACUGUGGAAGAAGAUCGUGUACCAAGUGGGCCUCAACAUAUCUCCGGGAUCCUCGUGCCACUGCACCGAACCUGGCUGGUUCAGACUUUGCUUCGCCAACAUGUCCGAGGAAACACUUGCUUUGGCAUUGAAACGGAUAAGUUCGUUCGUGGCGUCCGAGCAACCGGCGUCGACCGGAACGACGAGCCCUCGUACUUCUAAUAAGAGCAGCAAGAGGAAAGGAUUCACUAAAUGGGUUUUCCGAUUAUCGCAAAACAACGACCGUGUUUCAGUCUACUUUGCCCUAUACCGUAGCCGAGUUAGACGAGAAACGGGAAAAGAUCAUUUGCAUCAAUUGUUUGCUAACAACGUAACCGGUGCAAAAGCCCUUCCCCAGAAUUGGCGCCACCUCUGGAAAGGGGCAUUUGAAUCAGUUUUACAACCGAUGCAAAUAUUUACCUCAACAUUUGCAUCGCAAGCUUUUGCAUCGGUUGACAAUCGAUUUAAAAAGACAGCUCUUUCAGCUAAUCUCCUCCUUGGAUGGAUUGAUGGUAAUGAAGCAGCCCCGGCGCCAACUAUCUCCAAAAACGAUAAAACCGUCCCUAAUCCAGAGUAUACCUCCUGGACCAUCGUUGACACACAGAUCCGCGCCUGCCUCCUAGCGGUCAUCAGCCCCUCCGUUCACAAACAUGCUCGCGGCUUCACCACAUCUGCUGCCCUCUGGGAUGCUUUGGCCGCACGCCGGAAAACCCAUUUUGUGAAUCCUUUCCUCUUGCUGCUCUUAUUCGAAUUUUGGGGAGGGCUCGCCGUCCCGGUCGCCGCCGGUUGCUCGGACCCCGCGAACGAACUUAUCCGUUUCAAUGCCAAAGCAAGUGUUUCCUCGGACAUGUUGGCGAAGCAAAGUCUGAACCAGCCAGCACUGGAUGGGGACUAUCUCGGCUCCGGUCCUCCACUUGAGAUCCCUGUCGAAUCCGGGAUAGUACGGAGUGGGGAGGAGGAAGGCGUCGCCGGGGUUGGCGAGACAGAAGAUGAGAGUCUCGUUGGCGGAGGUAGAGCCGGCGGUGAGGACGAGGUUGUCGGCAUCGAAGUCCACCUUGUUUCCUCGGAUUUCGGACAUGAACUGAGCCAUGGCGUUCUUGAAUUCGGGAAGGCCGUGGUAGUCUUGAAAGAGGGCGAGCUGUCUGAAGACGGACUCGCCCUCGGGGUUCUGGAACGCCGCGGCUUCGGGGUUGAGAGCCAUCCAAGACUCGAGGAGGUCGAAGGAGAGCUGAUUCUCGGCGAGACCCAUUUGGAUGAUACCUUUUGGGUUCUUAAUUUCAUCAUUCCUUGCAAGCCUACUCCGAUGCUGAUUGGGCUGGAUGCCCCGACACUCGUCACUCCACCUCGGGGUGCUUCUCUUGAUACAGGAACCACAAAUGAGGUUAGCUCUUAUGAUGAAGAUGAAGAACUGCGGACGGAAGAACAAAUGGACCAUUCCAGGAGGGACAGUCGACCGGAGGAAAGCAGCAGAGCUGACCGGCUACAGACGGUCGACCUGAUGGACCGUUCCGAUGCCCACGGUCAACUGUCAGAGAGGCAGAAUGAUGGAUCCCUAGGAGAUGACCGAACGGACGAUCUGGUGGACCGUCCUGAUAUCCACGGUCGACCGUUCGAGAGGCAGAAUGACGGUUCUUUGGGAGAUGAUCAAACGGUCGACCGUGAUGAGGAAGACGGUCGACCGCGUCCGAGGCAGAAAGUUAGCGAUCCAGAACAGCUCCAAACGGUCGACCCCGUGGACCGUUCCACGGACGGCAGUCGACCGUCCCCUUCCCAGCCAGCGGUGGAGAACUUGGGACGUGGUCAGCGUGAGAAACGUCCAAAUGUACGCCUUGCUGAUUAUGUUACCCAUGUGAUGUCUGAAUGGUUAAGAGAUUUGCCUCUGAAUGGUUAAGUAUUAUACAGAGUCUGAAUGGUUAAGAGCUCUUAUCUGAAUUGAUCAGACAUUUGCCUCUGAAUAGUUAAACAAUAUACUAGCUCUUAAUGG
This is a messenger RNA of Cuscuta campestris, 2711 nucleotides long. The record is from the annotation of a GenBank genome assembly. Lineage: Eukaryota; Viridiplantae; Streptophyta; Magnoliopsida; Solanales; Convolvulaceae.